AUGAUCGUAAAGCGAGCACUUCGAAACAAGUAUAUUGUAGCUGGAGGCGGGGCUGUUGAGAUGGAAAUUUCUGCCUACCUUCAUAGAUUUGCUGACAAUAAAACAGCCGACAAACAACAACCAAUCAUCAAAUCAUUUGCAAAAGCGCUCGAGGUUAUUCCCCGUCAACUCUGCGAUAAUGCCGGGUUCGACGCUACAGAUAUCUUGAACAGGUUGAGAGUGGAACAUGCUCGAGGCCACAAGUGGUCUGGUGUUGAUUUUGACAAUGAAGGCACCGCUGAUAUGAUGGAGAGGUUUGUCUGGGAGCCUGCGUUAGUAAAAAUAAACGCAAUACAGGCUGCUACGGAGGCCGCUUGCCUAAUUCUCAGCGUGGACGAAACUAUCCGCAAUGAAGAAAGCCAGACUCCUCAAGGUCAGCCGAAAGCCCUUCCUCCAGGGGCCGCGCAACGAGCUCUAAGAGGUCGUGGUCGUGGUAUGCCUCGGCGAUAG
This is a messenger RNA of Parascedosporium putredinis, 489 nucleotides long. The record is from the annotation of a GenBank genome assembly. Lineage: Eukaryota; Fungi; Ascomycota; Sordariomycetes; Microascales; Microascaceae.